This is a messenger RNA of Sorex fumeus (smoky shrew), 2487 nucleotides long. It is a transcript of the gene BRAT1, whose product is annotated as BRCA1 associated ATM activator 1. NCBI's taxonomy places the organism in Eukaryota, Metazoa, Chordata, Mammalia, Eulipotyphla, Soricidae. The transcript has 13 exons. Gene Ontology annotation, biological process: cell population proliferation; positive regulation of protein phosphorylation; DNA damage response. The record is from RefSeq and is a predicted model, not a curated record. Gene Ontology annotation, cellular component: nucleus. Gene Ontology annotation, molecular function: protein binding. Bases 34 to 2463 code for a protein of 809 amino acids.
GCCUGGUGGUGCCUUUGCAGGAAGCCCCCCGCCAUGGACCCGGAGUGCUCCCGGCUGCUCCCGGCCCUCUGCGCCCUCCUGGCGGACCCUCGGCAGCCCGUGGCCGACGACACCUGUCUGGAGAAGCUGCUGGACUGGUUUAAGGCGGAGACGGAGGCAGGGUCCAGUGUUCUGUUGCUGCAGGACCACCCUUGCCUGCUGGAGCUGCUGCUGCAGGUGGCGCGCGACCCGGGCCUCAGCGACAGGGUCGUGUCCUUUGUGCUGCGCCUGGCAGGGCUCCUGGCAGCCGAAGAGAGUGGCUUCCGGUGUCUGCAGCAGGGCGACCUACUGAUCCAGCUCUUUGGGGAGGGGUGCGCCCCCUCUCGAGCCUCCUGGGCGGCCCCCAGCGUGCGCAGUGGCUGGGUCCAGGGACUGCGCUCCCUCGCGCGGCACCCCUCUGCCCUGGACUUUCUGGAUGUCCUUGGUGCUGUGGAGACCAUCUUCUCCCUGCAGGGAGACCCCAGCCUGUUUGUGGCCUCGGCCGCUGAGCAGCUCCUUGCCCAGCUCCUGGCUCUGUCUCUGCGCGGCUCGCAGUCCUCCGAGUGGCCGCCCCGUGCCCUGCAGAUUGUGGCCCACCUGGAGGAGUCCCUGCGCUCCUCAGCCACCGAGCGGGUCACGCAAGCCUUGCACGUGCUGACCACCACGUUUGGCAACAGUCACGAGCCCUGGACACAGGCCCUGUGGGCACAGCUGAGUCCCCUGGUUGCCAGUCUGCUAGAGGAGGACCCCAUCCCAGCCGCUCACGCACUCGUGGACCUGCUCCUCAGCGUGGCCCGCUCCCCUGCGUGCAGUUCCGAUGUUGGCCUGUGGGAGGUGCUGGCGCAGACUCUGAACUGCCUGAGCCCCACACACGCAGGGCCUCUGGCCUUGGGGGUCUUGAAACUGCAGGAAUGCCCACAGGCCCUGAAGGUGCAGGCCUUCGGCGUCCUCCUCCAACCGCUGGCCUGUGUUCUUGAAGCUGCAGCGGACACCCCUGGACUUGAGGGCUUGCCGGCGGGGGCGGUGGGGGACUCGGCGACGGUGGCCACUCUCCUGUCCUCCAAGGCGGCCUGUGCGGGGUUGCUGUGCCGGACGCUGGCCCACGUGGAGCUGCUGCAGCCCCUGCCCCAGCGCCCUGAGCCCUGGCCGCAGGCUGCGCUGCUGGCCGCCACCCUGACGGUUCUACGCCUCUGUGAUGGUUCGGCCGAGCCUGUGUCUGACAUGAAAGGCCGGCUGGGCACCCUGCUGGUGGGCUGCGUGCGGGUGCAGCGGGCAGCCCUGGAUUUCCUGGGCACGCUGGCUCUGGGCACAGGUCCCCCGGAGCUGGUGGCACGAGUGUUUGCUGUGCUCCUGGAGUACCUGCAGAGCCCAGACUGCAGCCCUACGGUUCUGAAGAAGACCUUCCAGGCUGCGCUGGACUGGCUGGCCGGCGCCCCCGAGAUGGCCAGCUGCCAUGACCUGGACCCUCCCGCUCAGCUCUUUCUUGGAGGACUCCUCCGGGCACUGCAGAAACGCCUGCUCAGCCCGAGCUGGGAGGUGCGUGACUCUGGCCUGGAGUUUCUGAGCCAGGCCGCCCGGCGCCUGGGAGGACAGGCCAGCUUCACACAGGUGCUCCUGGUAUCAGAGAUCCCUGCGCUCGCCCACCAGCUCCUGCAAGACCCUGAGAGCUAUGUCCGAGCCAGUGCAGUGACAGCCCUGGGGCAGCUGUCCAGCAGGGGGCUCUACGGCGCCCCGGGGGGCCAGCAGGGCCUGCUGGAGGACCUACUGCAUGUUCUCACUACCGAUGUGGACGGCUUCCCGCGCCGGGCGGCCAUGCAGGUGCUCACACAGUGGGCGCGGGAUAGCCACGCCGCCAGGGUCGAUCCCCCGGAGCCCCUGGUGGCCAGAGCGCUGCGGGCAGCCGGCCAGGAUGUGGACUGGGAGGUGCGGGCGCAGGGCCUGGAGCUGGCACAGGUGCUUGUGUCGCAGACCUUGGGUGCACCCAGCCCUCCCUGCCCCUACGCCCCUCUGCCCCUGCCAGUGACCGCCCCGCAGCUAUCCCCCGCCCAGGCCCUUGAGACCCUCUGCCGCAUGCACGUCUUCCACUUUGCCUUUCGUGCCUUGUUGGACUGUGACCGGCCCGUCGCCCGCAAGUCCUGUGCCCUCCUCCUUUUCCUGAAGGCCCGCACCGCCCCCCCGGCCCUGGGCCCAGAGGCUGGAGACAGCCCGGAGCCCACCGCCCUGGAGGCCGCUCUGCAGGGGUGGCAGGCGGGCGAGCAGGACCCACUGCAGGAGGACCUGGGGCCCAAGGCAGCACUGGCCGCGCUGCGGGCACUGGACCUGGACAGGCUGCAGGACACGCUGGCCGCAAGCAGCGACCACACAGAGAGGAGUGCUCGGUCCCUGCUGCAGGACAUGCUGGCCUCGGCAGGCACGUGGGGCGAGAAUGAGGCUGACUGCUACUGACUUUCCCCCCACCUGCCCCUUCCG